AUGGAGGAUGAAGAGGGCUACACGGUAUUAAACCUCCGGCCGAAGCAGAAACAACCAGGCCGCCUCCCGAGAGCUGGGCCCCAAGGUUUUGAAGUUUCCCAAUUGCCUGUCUUGUGUGAAGGACAGACCAGAGGAGCUACAAACGCAUCAGAGAAUGAUGGUGCCAGAAUCUUCAGUAGCACUGAAUGCAGCUCCUGCCUGGAGGAUUUCCGGUCUCGCUUGAAAUCAAUUCUGUGUGAACCCCACAAUGGCAGCUUGGCAGAGGGCUCCGGGUGCAAACUCUGCCCCAGGGACUGGCUGCUGCAUGGGGACGAGUGCUACUGGCUGUCUAAAGAGAGUAAAGACUGGACUGGGAGCCGUGACGACUGCUCGGGGAAGAGCUCUCGCAUGCUCGUGAUCCAGAACCGGGAGGAGAUGGAUUUCAUACAGGAUGUUACACAAGGUUCAAGCUACGUCUGGAUUGGACUUACGGUGACACCCGCAGGGGGGAAAUGGACCUGGGUGGACGGUUCCCCGUUAGAUCCAAUGCUCUUCCAAGUCUCAGGCUCUGCUGAAGGGAACAGCUGUGGCUGGAUAAGAGGCAGCCGGAUUCAGUCUGAGACGUGUGGUGCUGAGUUCAAAUGGAUCUGCCAGAAAGAAGCUGCCGUGAUAUAA
Messenger RNA from Mauremys reevesii (Reeves's turtle), 654 nucleotides. Its product is annotated as killer cell lectin-like receptor subfamily F member 1. The transcript has 5 exons. The record is from RefSeq and is a predicted model, not a curated record. NCBI's taxonomy places the organism in Eukaryota, Metazoa, Chordata, Testudines, Geoemydidae. The coding region runs from base 1 to 654 and encodes 217 amino acids.